AUGUGUCACAAGGGCGGUCGGCAAACGUUGACUAUUUUCGCGCGUGGACAACGUAAAGCUACCUGCGGUCUACUUGCGUCGUCUCUUGAUCAGGCUGUCCGCCGACCCUCGAUGUUCGCACUUGUCGCUCCAACCAUACUCGGGAUCUGGCUUGAUCCAUCUAACCACAAUAGCAACUUCGUUCAUCUCGGAUCCUGCGGCGUAGAUUUAUUACACAAUCUUCGGGCUCGUGGCCAUGGCAUCCGGGAUCUCUUGCUCGCUGAACUCCCCCAUAGGGACGGUGGUUCGGAUGACAGUUCGUAA
This is a messenger RNA of Purpureocillium lilacinum, 303 nucleotides long. NCBI's taxonomy places the organism in Eukaryota, Fungi, Ascomycota, Sordariomycetes, Hypocreales, Ophiocordycipitaceae. The record is from RefSeq and is a predicted model, not a curated record.